This is a messenger RNA of Globicephala melas (long-finned pilot whale), 357 nucleotides long. It is a transcript of the gene COX7B2, whose product is annotated as cytochrome c oxidase subunit 7B2. Gene Ontology annotation, biological process: mitochondrial electron transport, cytochrome c to oxygen. NCBI's taxonomy places the organism in Eukaryota, Metazoa, Chordata, Mammalia, Artiodactyla, Delphinidae. The record is from RefSeq and is a predicted model, not a curated record. Gene Ontology annotation, cellular component: mitochondrion; respiratory chain complex IV.
AUGAUGUUUCCCUUGGUCAGAAAUGCACUAAGUAGCCUCAGGAUUCGAAGCAUUCAGCAAAUGAGGGCAAGACAGAGCCACUCAAAACACUUACCAGAUUUUCAUGACAAAUAUGGUGAUAUUAUACUAGCCGGUGGAACCGCUUUCUGUGUUGUUGUGUGGGUGUUUACAGCCACACAGGUUGGAAUAAAAUGGAACCCCUCCCCUGUUGGCAGAACCACCCCAAAAGAGUGGAAUGAUGAGUAAGCAUCACAGUUACUGUAAUACACAAGUGUCUCAAAGUCAGCUUGUCAUUUCAGUACUCUGCUGUGCAUUGAAAUAUAGCAUAAUCGAAGAAAUAAAAUGCAUUUGAAAACA